Molecule: messenger RNA, 6199 nt
Organism: Sorex araneus (European shrew)
Lineage: Eukaryota; Metazoa; Chordata; Mammalia; Eulipotyphla; Soricidae
Gene: NUSAP1
Product: nucleolar and spindle associated protein 1
Exons: 10
Coding region: 322-1569 (415 amino acids)
Biological process (GO): mitotic chromosome condensation; mitotic cytokinesis; establishment of mitotic spindle localization
Cellular component (GO): mitotic spindle; nucleolus; microtubule
Molecular function (GO): microtubule binding
Source: RefSeq, a predicted model, not a curated record
GCCAUCUUCCUGCCUCCCGCCGCGCACUUUCGAAGUCCGCAGGCUCCGCCUCCCCGGCGGAGAGGCGGGGCGGCGCGUGCGCGUGGCUGAGGGGCGAGGCUGCCGGCUCCUGAUUGGAGGGGAACCAAGCUUUUCUAUUGGCCAACGUCCCGAAAGAGACACUUUGGACCAAUAGAAGUGUAGCAUUCUCAAUUUAAACUCUCUAAAAAAAAAAAAAAAUCCGGCCGGGUAAACGCUUACAUUGGCGGUAGAGUUUUGAACCGCAGCGCGCUUCUGCCGCUGUCGUGUCUGUUCUUUCCGAGGUCGACUGCAUUGCAGAACAUGAUGACUGUCCCCUCGUUGGAGGAACUGGACUCCUUCAAGUACAGUGACCUGCAGAACCUGGCCAAGAGUCUGGGCCUCCGGGCUAACCAAAAGGCAGACAAGUUGUUAAAAGCCUUGAGAGCCCACCUGGAACAAGAAACAAGAAAGGGAAAAAAGAGUCAGGAUGAAAGUCAAACUCCCGCAGUCUCUUGGGAAGAGAUGCAGGUACAGAUCGGGGCUCAGGAACAGGCAGAGAGGGAGCCGGCGGGCCACAUCACCAAAACCAAGAGAAGGAGGAGGACUCUGCACAGCCGUCCUGACCCACAGGACCUUUCAGAGACGAAAACAAGUGACCCCACUGCAUGUCAGAAUCCAGAAGAGCCGGGAGACCUGGGGCUCAGCGCUGCUGUGAAGACUCCUCCCCGCAACCAGACGAACAGGGAUGAGAGUGCCAUGGCCUCAGGGAAAGGAGGAAUAGCAGGUCAUGAGGGUUCAAAGGUACCCUCAGGAAAAAAGAAGUCUCUCAACACUGAUGGGUUUUCUAAAUCUGCAGUAAAGAAAAGAAUUGCAAGCACUGCCACUCCAAACUUUAAGAAACUUCAUGAGGCUCAUUUUAAGGAAAUGGAGUCCAUUGAUCAAUAUAUGGAAAGGAAAAAGAAGCAUUUUGAAGAACGCAGUUCUCUGAGUGAAUUGAAGAAGCAGCCAGUCAGCAAGGCCGUGGUAGCCACUCCGGUGGCCCGGAGAGGACGAGUCUCUGAGGCCUGCACUCCUGUCAGCCAGCGGCGUUCUCAGGGUCGGGCCCGCGCCCCCAUGGCUCGAAACACCUCAUGUGUGAAGAGGUCAGGCAAGAGUUCGGCCACAAAAAUGAACGUCAGGUUUUCAGCCACUACUAAAGAUAAUGAGCAUAAGCGUUCACUCACCAAGACUCCAGCCAGAAAGUCUCCCCUUGUGACCGUGCCUUGGAGUACCUCGAAAGGCCAGUCUGCGCUUGGUACAAACAAGCUAAUGACCCCAAGAAGGGAUUCUGCUGUUGUUUCUACCCCAUUCAAGCGCAUUGCUGAAGCCUCAAAUACUCCCGUCUCCCAGAAAAAACCAGUGUUUGAUCUCAAAGCAAGUUUGUCUCGUCCACUCAACUAUGAACCACACAAAGGAAAGCUGAAACCAUGGGGACAAUCUAAAGAAAACUGUGUGAAUGAACAUGUAAGCAGAGUCAGCCUCCACAAGAACACGUACAAACAGCCUCGUUUCAAGACCAGGCGAGUAUAAUGAUCCAGUUCUAGAAUUCUCUUUGAAAGAUUGUAUUUAUAUAAAAGCAGAAUCUCUGGGUUAAGGGGAAUCUCAGUAAUGAGAUAGUUUAAGAAAAUAAUGGGACCAGAAAGAUAGAACAAUGGUUAAGGCACUUGCCGUGCAUGCUGCCAAGCCCGACUCCCCCCAGUAUCACAGGGCCCCUUCUGCUCAGCCCCCCUGCACUAGUAACAGAGCAGGAAGUAGUCUCCAAGCCUCACCAUGUAUGCUUAAAGAAACAAACUUAUAUAGAAGGAGGGUAGGGUACACCUGGCUGUGUUCAAGGACCACUCCUGGCCCUGUGCUCAUUGCUCCUGGUGGGGUUCAAGGUACAACAUGUAAUGUUGGGCUUUGAACCAGGGUUUGCCAUAUACAUGGCAAGUGCCUUCCCCCUAUACAAUCUCUCUAGCGAUCAAGGGAGUGGAGAUAAAAUCACAUGUUAUGUAAAGCACAUGUCACUAGGGCCCCGCCACAGUGGAUUCAGAUUGAGAAGGUUUGAGGUGGGGCCCAAGCAUCUGCAUUGUUUUCAAAGCUCAACAAGUGAUUCAGGGGCUAGAGAGGUAGCACAGUGGUUAGGGCACUAGCCUUACAUGCUGCCAACCUGGUUUCAAGUCCUGGCACCACAUGUGGUCCCCUGAGCCCCACCAUGAGUAAGCUGAGUGUGGCUCAGAAAUAAAAAGAAGAGCCCGAGAGAUAGUAUGAGGAUAUGGUAUUUGCCUUGCAUGUGGCUGACCUGGGUUUGAUCCUCAGCAUCCAAUAUGGACCCCAGAGCCCCACCAGUAGAAUUCCUGAGUACAGAGCCAGGAGUAAGCCCAGUAAGCUGGGUGUGCCCCCCCCUACAAAAAAAUAUAAUAAUAAAAGGAUGUGCUUCAGAAUGGGCUUCAGAAGUCAGAGCAUGCUCAUGCCUCACAGUUCUGCCUACCAUGGGGUCAAGUGUACAGGAUGUGUAGAUAUGUCAAGAGGUGGAAACCCUCACCCUGGGGAAACUGGGCCUUUAGCAGAGGCACAGGCCACUGGAUGGACUGUAAAGCCUGUCUUCCAAAGUGUGCUGGAUAUCAGUUUACAUGGAUAACUUUGUUUUGGGUCACACCCAGCAGUGAGCAGGGCUUACUCCUGGAUGUAUACUCAGGAAUCAUUCCUGGUGGGACACAGGGGAACAUAUGGGGAUCAAACCUGGGUCAGCCACAUGCAAGGCAAGCAGCCUACCCACUUCGCUAUCACUCUGACUCCAGUGUCAGUUUACAUCCAGACAUCAUAGAGAAGGUGCUCAAAGGACCAGAGCACGUGUUUUGCAUGCAGAAGACACAGGUUCAAUCCCCAACACCACACAUUCCCCCGAGCCUGGCCCCAGGAGGGACCCAAAACUCCACUAGAUGUGACAUUAGGCCAAUGGUGAUUUUUAAGAUGCUCUGCUGUGGAGUUUCACUGGAGCAUAACUCAUCCCUGUCCAUUUCAGGGAGGAGCAGCGCAAGAAACAUGAGGAAGAGCAGAAGGAGAAGAAAGCCAAGGUUUUGGCAGCUCGAAGAGGACUUGUGGCUAAGAAUUAAUAAUUUUGUAAUAUUAUGUAAAUAUUCUUUUAUUUUGAACUUUCUGUACAUAUUUUAGUGUUCUCCUUUUCAGUCACUAGCUAUCUUUCUGUUCCUCACUGACACUGUAUUGUGGGAAUGGGCUUUCCAUGUGCCACAUCUCUGAAAGGACAUUCAUUUCUAAAGACCACGAAUUCUUUAGAAUGGUUUUUAUGUAAGUCACGAUACAGCUCAGUUUUCUAAUUAAGCCUUCUUUAGUAGUUUGUUAACCUAGAUAUUUUCAUGUCAAGUUCCCUCUGUAGGCUCCAACCUUGCAGUAUCCUUGUAAGUAAAAACAUUUAUCUGAUAGUAACUAGUUACGCUGCAGGCUUUAGCAGAAAUGGAGCAAUAAGAGUAGGCUAGAAAGGCCUGCUUGUAAGAGGAUGUAUCUGUGGGCCACAGGAGGUAGUUACAGCAUCGAUAUCUUAAAAGGUUUUGUUUAAGCUUUUGUUUUGUUUAAGCAAAACAAAACUUUUGUUUAAGUUUUCUUUAAGCUUGUACCUUUGUUCUGAUCAUUUUAUGUACUUGCCAUCUUAACAAAAAUUAGAGCAUAUGCUAACCCUGCUCAUAAAAAAAAAUGUAUUUUGAAAUUUGAGAACUGCUGCUUUAAGAAUUACUAUACUCUGUCCAUUAUAGUUUUAGUUUAGGGCAAAGAAUUGAGUGGCUUAGUGUCAUAUCUGUAUACUUUGCACCUACCAGAAGCUUCUGAGUUUGUCCUGUUUAUGAUUUUCAUAAAUAAAAUUGUGGUAAGUUUAUUCUUUUCUCUUUUCCCUUUUUGGGUCACACCCAGCAGUGCUUUUAGGAAUUAAUCCUGGCGGUGCUCUGGGGAUCAUAUAAGAUGCCAGGGAUCAAACCCCAGUCAGCCAUGUGCAAGGCAAACGCGCUACCCACUGUACACUCUGGCCCCAGUCAGUUCAUUCUUUUCCAACAUAAUAGGCUUCUAAAACUUAGAUGAGCAGCUAAGAUGAAGAGAUUUAUGUGUAAUUCCUGGGGAUGCUCUUCCUCUCCCUUGCCAUUGAUGUUGAUACAAUGUUUAUAGUUCAUGAGUUAUUUCCUUGGGCUUGGUGCCUGCUCACACUUGUUUUGUUUUCUUGGGGCUUCUCCCAGCUCUGUUUAGGAGAAGCUCCCACUUUUUUCAGAGGGGACCAUGCAGUGCCAGGAAUAGCACCUGGAUUGGCCACAUGCAAGACAAGCACCCACGGUAACCCCUGUCCUGUAAUCUCUCUGGCCUUCCUGGGUGUUCUCGACUCUGGUGCUCACACUCUCGUAGCAGAGAUCCGACUUCUGGUGUAGGUGGUAUCUGGGCAGAACUUCUGAUCUCAUUCAUGCAGAAAGGCUUUGCGGAGCCACAUCACCCCAACCCUCCAUCCUUUCUCACAUGCCAAAAAGAAAUGAUCAUGUUCUCCUGUAUGUCUACAGCAUCUACAGUCAAAUUAUAUUUUGUUUAUUGUUACUCACACAUGAACCCAUGAAGCUGAGCUUACUCGUGGUGCUAAAAAAAUCCAGAUUUUUCUAUCAGAGGCUGGAUCUAAUCAAAAUACACUGUUCCAGGGGGCCAGAGAGAUAGUAUAGUGUGUAAGGCGCUUGUCUUCCGUCUGACCUGCAUUCAAUCCCCAGUGUCCCAUAUGGUCCCCUGAGCAUGCCAGGAGUGGAUUGAUUCAUGAAUGCAGAGCCAGGAAUAACUCCUGAGCACAGCCAUGUAUAGUCCAAAAACAAACAAACAAACAAAAUACACUGCUGUAAAGGAAUGCAAAAUAAUAUUACCACUUUGAAAUAUAGGUAAGUGGGUUCUUUUAAUUCUGUACAAAAAAGGAAUAAAGUGCUGUUAAACACAACACAAUAAGGAUGAAUCUCUGCAGCUGCAUCAAAUAUGGAGCCUAUCGCACCAUGGCUGGUGCUGGCCCAAAAGGCUGCCAAAAGAACACUAUGGCUCAUGGGCCCUGGGCCUCAGGGAUAAAUCUGGUCACAGGCAACAAAAAGAAUAAAGGGAAGAACCUCAAAGACCUGGUAAGUUUUAAGCCAGAAAAAAUUACAUAUUAAAUGAUCUUAUUUCUAUGAAAUGUUCAUGUCAGAUAAGUCUAUAGAGAAGGAAAGUGGGUGGGCAUUACCUGGAGCUGAGAUGGGACUGAAAAGUGAUUAUAAAGGCACUGAAAUUUCUUUUGGCCUCAUGAAAUUUUUCUCAGUGUAUUCAAUUAAGUUGUGCAAUCUGUAAAUACACAGAAAAUCAUUGGCCUGCAUGCUUAAAAUGGUGGGCUUUGUGUUUGUAAAACUAUUAAGAGAGGCUCUGAGCAAUAGGAUAGCAGGUAGACUGCUUGCCUGGCAUGUGGCUAACCCGCGCUUGACUCCCAACACCACUUAUGGUCCUCCUACCCCACUAGGAGCGAUUCCUGAGACACAGCCUGGAGCAAGCCCUGAGCACUGCCAGCGUGACCCAAAAAUGAAAAAAAAAAGAAGAAGAUGAAAACAACAUGAUGUCAUGCUGUGUUAAUCUAAAUGAACUACCAUUUAGUUUCAUCUUAGGAAAUACAUACUGAGGCCACAGAGAUAGGACAGUGGGUAGGGCAUUUGUCAUGCAUGCAGCUGACCUGGGUUUGAUCCCCAGCAUCCCAUAUGAUCCCCUGAGUACCACCAAGAAUAAUUCCUGAGUGCAGAGCCAGGAGUAACCCUGAGAAUCACUGAGUGUGACCCAAAAAAAGCUUUAAAAACAAAUGCGAGUGGGGGCUGGAGCAAUAGUACAGCGGAUAGGGCGUUUGCCUUGCACAUGGCUGACCCGGGUUUGAUUCCCAGCAUCCCAUAUGGUCCCCCAGCACCACCAGGAGUAAUUCCUGAGUGCAGAGCCAGGAGUAACCUCUGUGCACUGCUGGGUGUGACCCAAAAAGCAAAAAAAGAAAUGCAGGAGGGGCUGGAGCGAUAGCACAGCGGGUAGGGCAUUUGCCUUGCACGUGGAUGACCCAGGUUUGAUUCCCAACAACCCAUAUGGUCCCCCAAGCACCGCCAGGGGUGAUUCCUGAGUGAAGAGCCAGGAAUCUGUGCAUUGCCAGGUGUGA